This is a messenger RNA of Neospora caninum, 2556 nucleotides long. Its product is annotated as HSP90-like protein, related. Gene Ontology annotation, biological process: cellular response to heat; protein stabilization; protein folding. Gene Ontology annotation, cellular component: cytosol; plasma membrane; perinuclear region of cytoplasm. The transcript has 3 exons. The coding region runs from base 1 to 2556 and encodes 851 amino acids. Gene Ontology annotation, molecular function: ATP-dependent protein folding chaperone; ATP binding; ATP hydrolysis activity. The record is from RefSeq and is a predicted model, not a curated record. NCBI's taxonomy places the organism in Eukaryota, Apicomplexa, Conoidasida, Eucoccidiorida, Sarcocystidae.
AUGUCUCCUCUCGGCGUGCGCGCCCCGAAGGCGCUGGCCGUGGCGGCUUUCCUGGGCGUCGCGGUUGCGUGCGCCACUCUUUUCUCGUCUUCUCCGGCCUCGUUAUCUGCCCCGUUUCUCCUGGAGACUGUGGCGACAGAGGCGGACGCAUCCGAGCCUCUGACCGCGGACGAGGCCCCGCGCUCGCUGCCCGUGGAAGAGAGCGAGAAGGCUGCCGCGCCGCUGACUGCUGAAGAGCAGGAGGCAGUCCAGAAGAGCCAAGAGAGUCACCAGUACCAGACGGAGGUGUCCAGGUUGAUGGACAUCAUCAUCAACUCGCUGUACACGCAGCGCGAAGUGUUUCUUCGCGAGUUGAUCUCGAACGCCGUCGACGCGCUGGAGAAAGUCCGGUUCACGGCGCUGAGUCGCCCGGAAGUGAUGGAGCCGAAGAAGAACUUGGAUAUCCGCAUCGAGUUCGACGCCGAUGCCAAGACGCUGAGCAUCAUCGACACGGGUAUCGGCAUGACCAAGCAAGACUUGAUCAACAACUUGGGAACGGUCGCCAAGUCCGGAACAAGCAACUUCCUCGAGGCCAUGGCCCAGGGGAACGACGUGAACCUGAUCGGCCAGUUUGGUGUGGGCUUCUACAGCGCGUUCCUGGUCGCCGACAGGGUUACCGUCAUCUCGAAGAACAUCGAGGACGACCAGCACAUCUGGGAGAGCUCCGCAGACGCGAAAUUCCACGUCGCCAAAGACCCUCGCGGCAACACCCUCGGGCGCGGAACCUGCGUGACAUUGCAUCUUAAGGAAGACGCCACGGAGUUCCUCAACGAGUGGAAGUUGAAGGAUCUGACCACGCGCUUCAGCCAGUUCAUGAGCUACCCAAUCUACGUCCGAACCUCGCGAACCGUCACGGAAGAAGUCCCCGUCGAAGACGAAGAGACAGAGAAGACAGAAGACGCGAAAGAAAAAGACGACGUCGAAGUCACCGAGGAAGACAAAGACGAAAAGAAAGACAAGCCCAAGACGAAGAAGGUCGAGAAGAAGAAGGAGGAAUGGGAGCAAGUGAACACGCAGAAGGCGAUUUGGUUGCGUCCGAAGGAAGAGAUCGAGGACAAGGAGUACAACGAGUUCUACAAGAGCGUGAGCAAGGACUGGUCCGACCCGCUGGCGCACAUCCACUUCACAGCGGAAGGCGAGGUCGAGUUCAAGGCGCUGUUGUACAUUCCCAAGAGGGCGCCGUCGGACAUCUACAGCAACUACUUCGACAAACAGACGUCUGUGAAGGUGUACGUGCGGCGUGUGUUGGUGGCCGACCAGUUCGACGAUCUUCUCCCAAAGUAUCUGCACUUCAUCAAGGGUGUCGUCGACAGCGACGACUUGCCUCUGAAUGUGUCGCGCGAACAGCUUCAGCAACACAAGAUUCUGAAUGUGAUCUCGAAGAAGCUGGUGCGGAAGACUCUGGACACGAUGCGCAAGUUGUCCCUCGACUCGCUGAAGGAGCGGGAGGAGAUGGAGAAGGCUCUGGCGGCGGAAGAAGACGAGGAGAAGAAGAAGGAACUGGAGAGGAAACUGAAGGAGAAGAGCUUGUACGAGAAGUUCUACGACGAGUUCUCUCGCAACCUCAAGCUCGGCUGCUACGAAGACGACACGAACCGAAACAAAAUCUUGAAACUCCUGCGCUUCCACACCAGCAAAACGGGACCCGAUGCAACCGUCACCCUCGAGAGCUACGUCUCCAAACUGCCCGAGAACCAACCCAACAUCUACUACGCUGCAGGCGAGUCUGUCGAGCAACUGAUGAAGGCGCCGGAAAUGCAAAUCUUCCUCAAGAAGGACAUCGAAGUCCUCUUCCUCCUCGAGGCCAUGGACGAACCCUGCAUUCAGCGCGUCAUGGACUUUGAAGGAAAGAAGUUUGUGUCGAUUCAGAAGGGCGAUGUGCAGCUGGACCAGACUGAGGAGGAGAAGAAGACGGAGAAGCGGUUGAAGAAGGCGUUUGAGCCUUUGUUGUCUUGGAUGAAGAAGUUGCUUGGCGAGAAGGUGACCAAGGUGGAGGUGUCCAAGCGCCUCGUGGACGCGCCGUGCGCCGUGGUGGCUUCCGAGUGGGGCUACUCGGCCCAGAUGGAGAAGAUCAUGAAGACGCAGACCUUUGCGGAUCCUCGCCACGUGCGCAUGAUGGCGGGUCAGAAGGUGUUUGAGAUCAACCCGCACCACCGCAUGAUUCAGUACCUUUUGACGCAAGUCACAAAGGACGGCGAGAAUGUGAGCCCGAAGGUGACGCAGAUGGCCCGGCUGCUCUUUGAAGUCGCGAAGCUCGCGUCAGGUUUCGAAGUCGAGGAGCCGAAGGACGUUGCAGCGAGUUUGUACAGGGCCGUCGCCGCGGACCUGAGCUUGCCCACAGACGAGUCGAUGGUCUCCGAGUACGAACUGCCGCGUGAGGAAGAAGACGUGAAGGUGGGCGACGAGGAGAAGGACGAGACUAAGGACGAGGAAAAGGACGAGGAGAAGGACGAAGAGGGCGAAGCUGACGACGUCAAGGACUCCGAAGAACCAGUUGACAAGCACGACGAGUUGUAA